CUCCUCAGGUGAGGCUGCCUGGCCUAGCAGGGCCCCACGCUGCUGCCACCAGCCGCUGCCUUCCGGGCCGCCUGCUCUCGCAGGCCACCAUGCUCCUGCCCAGGCCUGGGGACGGACCCUAAACCAGCACCAUCUCGCGGCUCCGCCCCCUCCUGCCGGACCCUGGGGUCCCUCCCAGGCCGGGGAGGUCAGCCGGGGAAUCAUUAACAAGAGGCUGUGACAUGGCGGAGAAGGAGGGUGGCCAGGCCGUGCCAUGCUGUACCGGACCCAGGGUGGCAGCGCUCACUGUGGGGACCCUGCUGCUCCUGACAGGCAUCGCGGCGGCCUCCUGGGCCAUCGUGACCAUGCUGCUCAGGAGUAACCAGGAGCCGCUGUACCCAGUGCAGGUCAGCCCAGUGGACGGCCGGCUCGCCGUGCUGGACAAGACGGAAGGGACGUGGCGCCUGCUCUGUUCCUCGCGCUCCAACGCUAGGGUGGCUGGGCUCAGCUGUGAGGAGAUGGGCUUCCUCAGGGCGCUGGCCCACUCGGAGCUGGACGUGCGGACGGCGGGCGCCAACGGCACGUCGGGUUUCUUCUGCGUGGACGAGGGGCGGCUGCCGCACGCCUGGAGGCUGCUGGACGUCCUAUCUGUGUGUGACUGUCCCCGGGGCAGGUUCUUGACCACCGUCUGCCAAGACUGCGGCCGCAGGAAGCUGCCCGUGGACCGCAUCGUGGGAGGCCAGGACACCAGCCUGGGCAGGUGGCCCUGGCAAGUGAGCCUGCGCUAUGACGGGGCGCACCUCUGCGGGGGGUCCCUGCUCUCCGGGGACUGGGUGCUGACAGCCGCCCACUGCUUCCCGGAGAGGAACCGGGUCCUGUCCCGAUGGCGAGUGUUUGCAGGAGCCGUGGCCCAGGCCUCGCCCCAUGGCCUGCAGCUGGGGGUGCAGGCCGUGGUCUACCACGGGGGCUACCUUCCCUUCCGAGACCCCAACAGCGAGGAGAACAGCAAUGACAUCGCACUGGUCCACCUCUCCAGCCCCCUGCCUCUCACAGAGUACAUCCAGCCCGUGUGCCUGCCUGCCGCGGGCCAGGCCCUGGUGGAUGGCAAGCUGUGCACGGUGACCGGCUGGGGCAACACGCAGUACUACGGCCAGCAGGCUGGGGUGCUCCAGGAGGCCCGAGUCCCCAUCAUCAGCAGUGAGGUGUGCAAUGGCCCCGACUUCUACGGGAACCAGAUCAAGCCCAAGAUGUUCUGUGCUGGCUACCCCGAGGGGGGCAUUGACGCCUGCCAGGGUGACAGCGGCGGCCCCUUCGUGUGUGAGGACAGCAUCUCUCGGACGCCACGUUGGCGGCUGUGUGGCAUCGUGAGCUGGGGCACCGGCUGUGCCCUGGCCCAGAAGCCCGGCGUCUACACCAAAGUCAGUGACUUCCGGGAGUGGAUCUUCCAGGCCAUGAGGACUCACUCCGAAGCCAGCGGCAUGGUGACCCAGCUCUGACCUGUGGCAUCUCCUCGCUGUGCACGCGUCCAGGGCCUGAGUUGAUGGAGGGGUCCCUGCCCGCCGUGGGGGGGCCCAGGCUGGGCCCAGGCCACAGCCCCAGGAUCCCCGCCCCCUUCAGGGUCCUCUCUUCCACAGUGGCGGGCCCACUCAGCCCUGAGACCCCCCGGCCUCAGCCUUCCGACCCCUGUGUAAAUAUUGUUCUGCCGACUGGGGACACCUGUCCAGGUAUCCCCUGGUGACAGGAUGCUCUUUAAAUAAUAAAGAUGGUUUUGAUUAA
This is a messenger RNA of Lepus europaeus (European hare), 1755 nucleotides long. RefSeq names its product hepsin (gene HPN). Bases 222 to 1475 code for a protein of 417 amino acids. The record is from RefSeq and is a predicted model, not a curated record. Gene Ontology annotation, biological process: regulation of cell shape; negative regulation of epithelial to mesenchymal transition; proteolysis. Lineage: Eukaryota; Metazoa; Chordata; Mammalia; Lagomorpha; Leporidae. The transcript has 13 exons. Gene Ontology annotation, molecular function: serine-type endopeptidase activity; serine-type exopeptidase activity. Gene Ontology annotation, cellular component: membrane.